Messenger RNA from Artibeus jamaicensis (Jamaican fruit-eating bat), 11044 nucleotides. RefSeq names its product ADP ribosylation factor like GTPase 3 (gene ARL3). The transcript is spliced from 8 exons. NCBI's taxonomy places the organism in Eukaryota, Metazoa, Chordata, Mammalia, Chiroptera, Phyllostomidae. The record is from RefSeq and is a predicted model, not a curated record. Gene Ontology annotation, molecular function: GTP binding; GTPase activity. Gene Ontology annotation, biological process: cilium assembly. The coding region runs from base 137 to 652 and encodes 171 amino acids. Gene Ontology annotation, cellular component: microtubule cytoskeleton; cytoplasm.
GGAGCUGGACCCCGCCCCGUUCUGUUGUGCUGCUUCGCUGCUCCGCUGUGCGCGCGAGGGACGUCGGGGGCGGUGCCGCAGUUAGUUGCCCCUGGUAACGGGGGUGCAGGAGGAGGAGGAGGGACUCUGCGGGAGGAUGGGCUUACUCUCAAUUCUGCGUAAAUUGAAAAGUGCACCAGACCAGGAGGUGAGACUCCUUCUCCUGGGCUUGGACAAUGCAGGCAAGACGACCCUUCUGAAGCAGCUUGCGUCUGAAGACAUCAGCCACAUCACACCGACACAGGGUUUUAACAUCAAAAGUGUGCAGUCACAAGGUUUUAAACUGAACGUAUGGGACAUUGGCGGGCAGAGGAAAAUCAGACCAUACUGGAGGAAUUAUUUUGAAAACACCGAUAUUCUUAUAUAUGUCAUUGACAGCGCAGACAGAAAAAGAUUUGAAGAGACGGGCCAGGAACUAGCUGAAUUACUGGAGGAAGAAAAGCUAAAUUGUGUUCCAGUGCUCAUCUUUGCUAAUAAGCAGGAUUUGCUCACAGCGGCCCCUGCCUCUGAAAUUGCAGAAGGACUGAACCUGCACACCAUCCGAGACCGAGUCUGGCAGAUCCAGUCUUGCUCAGCUCUCACAGGAGAGGGCGUUCAGACGCAAACCAGAUGACACCUGGAGCAGCCCCCCAGGACUGCUUCGCCACUCCGAAGCCCCCAGCGUGCUCCACGCACCUCACCCAACACCUGGUGGACCUGCCAGGGAAGCAACACGGUGCCCUGAGAAUCGGACAGUGCUGGGCUAGGCUGCUGCAGGGCAUUAACAGCAUCUAGAAAAGCGGUAUCUUCCCUCGUUGCCAGAUGGCAUGUGUCUGCAGUGGCAUGACCAGUCAGCUUUUCUUGGAACUCAGAGUGUUGGGGUACGAGCCUGCCGUUUGAUUCUCAACCAUUGUCCUGCCGCCUCUUUCCGCUUCCUUUCUAAUACUCUCUUUCCCUCUCUCCGAAGAUAUUUGACAUUGAUUUGUCUUACCGCUCUGCCUGACUGCUUUUAUUUCAAGAAAAAUAGUCACGUUCUAGAUUUAUCUCACUUGUUCCAUCUGUGUGCUGCUUGGUUUUUCUCUUUUUGUUACACAAACAAUCAGGGCCUAUUUCCGUGCUUGGCCUUUAGAUCUGAGAGCAGACCGUCAGCAUGAGACAAGCACCCCUCCUCGACAGUCCUCAGUACCUGCAUCCCCGACGUUCUCUGUGCAGGCGUGUGUGGUGGGGGCUCUGACACCCCCCAGGGUGGAUGCUUGAGCUCUGUGGGCCUCUCUGUGAGGUUCAGGUUCAGGUUCAGGGAGGGGGCAGGUGUUAUUCAUUCCUUCCUUCCUUUCUCCCUUCCUUCCUAAACUCUGGUUAUAAAAGUAAUAUAUUUUCCUUGUUAAUCAUAUAAAAGUAUAUAAAAUUCAAAACUAUAAAGUUUGUUCUUCUCCCCCUGAUCCCACUUGACAAAGGAACUAAGUAUCAUUAGUAGUUUCAUUCUUCUUAAGUCUCCUCUAUAAAAUUAUAAUCUAUGAUUAUAGAUCUAUUAGGUUUCAAAUUAAUUGCAUUUUUCAGCUUAAUUUAGGCUGGUCAAACAAGUAUAUUACAACCCAGGAUGUUUUUGAAUAGGUAAAAUAAUCAUUUUAUUUAGCUUCUCACUUUUUAAAAAGACAUCAGCCCUGGCUGGUGUAGCUCAGUGGAUUGAGCGUAGGCCUGCGAACCAAAGGAUGGCGGUUAGAUUCCCAGUCAGGGCACAUGCCUGGGUUGCAGGCCAGUUCCCAGCAGGGAAUGCAUGAGAGGCAACCAUAAUAAGUUGAUAUGUCUGUCCCUCUCUCCUUCUCUUACCCUCUAAAGAUAAAUAAAUAAAAUCUUUUUAAAAAUCUUUUUAAAAAAUCAAAUUUUGUCUUCAGUAUUUCCCUUGAUUGUGCAUAAGGUGGCCUUCCUGAGGCCUGAGGUUAGUAUAGUGCCGAUGGAGCCUUCCGGGGUUUGUACAAACUGCUUCAGUGACAGAACCUGCCUGACUCCAUGGUUUAGAACACACAUGUAGACAGUUGAGAGCAUCUCGAGUUUGGGGGUUCUAAACUCGAGGUGGGACUAAAGAAAAUAAACACAUUUUGUGUGCCUACUUCGAAGUAGGAAUCAGCAGCUCUGUAAUCUUUUUUCACAUGGCCUGAGUGUUGAAAGGAAGGAAAAGCAAAGCUGGAACUAACAGUGAGGUUCUUGUUCCUUCAGCCAGCCUCAGGGAUUGAAAAGCAGGGACUAGAGUUAUCUAAAAUCAGUUGUGGCAUUUGAGUCCAGAGUGCUUCUUCCCCUUCCUCUUCCCUGGAGCCCGGAGGUUGGGAGGGAGCACUAGUCUUUGUCUUCCUAGCCCCCACCCUGCCCUGUCCAAUCAGGGGGAGGUCACGGAGAUCCAGCUCUUUUCCCUUUCAGUCACGGGAUCUUUACACUAAAAAAGAGGCAGCGAGCUGUUGGACAGUCACAGUGUCGGAGAGGGCUUUAAAACGAGUCAGUUUAAAUCAAGGGAGACAGCCGUGUAUGCUUUGACUUUGUUGAAUUUCUUAGAUCAGGGACAUUCAGCAACCGGAUUUACGGAAAUUUUGUCAAGAGAGAUCUAACAAAGAACUGUGAGCAAAAAAAAAAAAAAGGAAUGAUUUUAUGUGGAGGAGAAAUAGUUUGAAGGUCACUUAAUUAGUUUAGUAGAUAGUACCAUGGUGUAUAGAAUUGGGUAGUUAAGACUGGGAUUUCAAGGUUAAUGAGAUUAGAUAAUGGUUAAUAGAAUGAUAUAAAUUUAGAGAAUUUAACUAUUAUUUGAAAUGAGUUAUUUAAUAAAAAUGUUAAUUAAGAAGGGAAUCUGCUGUCUAUUGUCCUUUAAUGGUAACCUUUGGGGACUGAAGAAAGGUCACGGAGUUUCCGUGGAAACACUUCCUUGUGAGGCACUGAUUGACCCCGUCCCUCUUUCAGGUAAUACUUCAGACCUAAGCUCUUGCCCACUCAGCCAGUGUCUUGGUUUUCACUUUCAAGAGUCACUUAGGAGGAAUUGUUUUUCUGCAUUGCCUAGCUCACUUUAGCAGGCCUUUAGUGAUUCUUAUUAAGGUUGUAAGUGUUCCUAAAAAUGAAAGACUUCACUAGAAAAAUGUCCAUAAGAUCACUUUCAGACAUGGAUACUAUAUAAUAAUUACUAAAAUUCCCUAAAUUCUUAUUUUGUCCCUCUCUGCCCUCCCCACCCACUGCCCUGUGACAGCCAGUCAGUGAUGGGCAAAGCUGCUAAAAUGACCAGGCAUUAAAUAGGUCAAGUACAUCUGCCACCACAGCUCUAAUGAUCCUGAAAGAAAAAAUGUGCAAAGGCUAAAAAAAUUAAAAAGACCUGGAUUUUCUGUUACAGGUUUAGGUAUUGGAGGUCAGUGUCUCUAUUUAUGUUGUGUUUGUUGUGUAUGCGUUUAAUUUAAUCAGAAUGUUUGAGAGACCCGUCUUGCCCUACCAACUAACGCCUUCCAGUGAGUGAGGCUGGGCAGUGGUGGCAGACCAGCUGGGCAGUGAGCUCCGCCUUCCAGACCCAUUGGGCAGGUGCCUCGCUUCCCCUGAGGGGCUUCAACAGGUGCUGGAAGGUUGUGGAAGUUAGGGACUACCAGGAUGGAUUUCAGAUUCUUGUUCUGCUGGAAAAUGUGUGCCGUCUUUACAAGGACAGGCAGUCCCGUGUGUUGUUCAACAGCCCCUGUUUUGGGUGUGGAAACUGACUUUUGAGGGCUUCCAGAGAGUUCUUUGCCUGAUUGGUGGUGACCAGGAGGCCAGCCCACCGUGUAAUUAAAGCAGGCUUUCAUGGGAAACUGUCCAGAGCAGAGUGUAGGCGAAGGACACCAGAAGCUGAAGGAGAGCGUCAGUCUUGGAAACCCUGGCCAGCUGCGAGGCCCAGAGUCCAGAGGAGCAAUCAGAAGAGACCCAAUUAUGUCAAGUAGAGGGAGGCAAAAAGAGGAGAAACUGAAAAAUGUCUGGAUGGGAGAACCUGCAGCCCUGCAGCCAGACUGCCUCGCAGCCGUGGCGGCUGCCUCCCUCUGCAACCUGGGGCUGGGCCAGGGUUGGCGGGGCCUCUCCCGGUGUAUCACAGCCAGCCCCAGGGCUCUCUCGUCUGCUUUUCUGGGGGUUUCUAGAAAAUAGUGAGCAAAGGAUCUGGCUUAUAUCUAUUCCACCUACAGACCUGAAUUUGAACCCCAGACCACAGCUGUCCUUUGCUGUUGUAGUGUCAGAUGUUUGAAGACAUUUUCUCUCUAAAACAUCAUGUGCGCAUGUGUGUGUUUAAUUAAAAUUGUACUGUAAUAGAAUUCCCUCUAGUUGCAGAGAUCAGUAGUUUUAACUUGGUCUCUAGCCUUAGUCAUAACAGAGACUUGCCUACACCAGUAGCUUUGCACUAGCAGAAAGUUCUCCCAGGUACUCCUCUCCACGCCCCCACCCCAUGCUCACCUUUUCUUUUCACAUCCCUCCCACGUUCCCUGUCUUCCUUCUCGAAAUAGGAGCAAUAGUCCAGCUGAAGUAGACUCACUAGCAGCGGGAGCCCUGGUGUGCGAGCUGGGCGUCAGAGUGCCUUGCCGAUGAACACUGAACAUUUGCUGCUCUGGCCUCUUGUAUUUGUUCCUUUUCCUUGGUGUAGGGGACUUUUCCCUUAAUAUACCAACAGAACUUCGGUAUUUUUAAAAAUGACAUUUACCACUUCUUUCUAGGCCUGGCAUCAGUUAUUUUUGACUCCAAGUGUACAUGGAACUGCUUAUCUGCAAGUCAGACCUCGGGUUUAUUUUUAAAUUUUCAAACCUCUCUAUAGACUAAGAAAGCAAGCUCUGGGACACGUGGUUUUGCUACCUCUCUGGUACAGUGCCCUUUGUCACCAGAAAGAGAUAUUAAUAGCAAGCAAUAUUUUAUGUAUGCUGCAUCCAGCUGCUCCUUGACCCUGGGGGCCCAGUGGCACAAUGGUAUAGGCUGCGUGGGCCUGAGCUACUCCCCGUCUUAAAGCAGUCACUGAUGUGACAGUCACCAAUGUGACGUGUGGGCCUCGUGGCAUUGAAACCCAGGCCUACCCAGCCAUGGCGGCCACUGCUUCCUUCCCACUGGUGAGCAGAGAUUCAUGCCUCGUGGAGUGAUCAAAUUCAAAGGAGCAGUGCCGUCAGAGCCCACUUUUCCCACAGAAAGGAGCGUCGUGCCUUUAAUCCUGGUCCACUGAGACCUGUGAUGAGUAGGUUCCCACCCCCCACGGUUGGGACAGCCUUCCGUGUUUCCCGGUGGUCAUACCAGGGGUGAUGUCAUGACAUGGCAAAAUUUGUUUCCUCUCCACGAGGCCAGACAAAGCUCAGUGUUUGAGGUCCAGUGUCUCUCUUUAGUCUCCAUUGAAUUAAAGCCAAUCAAUUUAAAUUCCAUCUCAGCAAGGUUGGUGCGGGGAGGUGUGGAGGGAGGAAGGGGAGGGCUGCUCAGGCUUUAAAAUCGCCAUCCCCGUGACGAAGAUCAGACGGGCAGAAAUUUGGUCAGACCAGUUUUUAACAAUAAAGGUUCAACCAUUAAACAAACCUAUGAGUUCAUUUCCUUCUUUGGAGGCAGAGCAGUCACCUUUCAAGUAACUGAUCACCUUUUCUCAGUUGUCUGUUUUACAAAAACAAAGCCUUGCCAAAUUAAGGCAAAAAUGAUAUAGAGCACUAAUUUAAACAUGAGGAGCAGAAGGCUCCACCGCUUGCUAUGAUGUCUCUUACAAGUAGAGUUUUCACUGGAGGUGGGAGUCUUGGUGGAGGUUAAUAUGCCAGGACUUGCAGCGAGGCAGCUAUGCAGCUUCCACAUACAGAGACACCUGGCAGCCCAGGAAUCUUGAGUUGAGUGGCCAACAACAGUCUCUGGCACCUUCAGAGCUGCAGCCAUCUACACGGCAGCUUGGCCUGGGGCCACCCCAGUCUCAUGACCCUACUGUCAUUUGGGAGUCCUGAGGAAGAAACUACUGGAAUUGCUUCUCUCUAAGCUUCGGGCAGAGCUCCUCCCUCCAGCACCUCCCCACAUUCACUGAGGAGUGGUCAUUGGAAGAGCUAGACUGCGUGGGCUCAUAGCCCACCUCUGCCACACACCGCUCUGUGCUCCUGUGUCUUCAUGUGGAAAUUAUAGUACCUACUUCACAGGGUUGUUACAAGGAUUAAUUAAAUAGAUACAGCCCUGGCUGGUGUGACUCGGUUGGAUAUCAUCCCAUAGACCGAAAGGUCACAGGUUCGAUUCCCAGUCAGAGUACCUACCCAGGUUACAGGUUUCAUCCCCCGUGGAGGUGUGUAGGAGAAGGCAACCAGUCCAUGUUUCUCUCUCUCUUUCCUUCUCUCCUUCUCCCUCCCUCCCUUCCUCUCUCUUUUAAAAGCAAUGGAAAAAAAUGUCCUCAGGAGAUGAUAAAGAAAUGUUUUUAAGAUAAAAAUUGUUUACUGUAAGGCAGACACCAUGUUACUGUGGAAACAACUUCAAGCUAGCCUGACAUGGACCCUCCCCUCAGGAAUCUUGGACAGCACUAUUAUCUUUCCUUUCCCAUGGGCAGCUUGGCCCAGCUUGUCCCCAAGUGAUUGGAGAGGGAUUAUCCCCAUCCCCAUUGACUGUCGUCUCCCCCGACAGCCCCACCUCCAGCCGAGGUUCUCCUCCAGGUAACAACAGAAAAGGUCCAACUCCCCACCCCUAAACACUGCGGGGCAGAACAGCCACAGGGCUUGGCCCCUAUUAAAUCUCCCUAUGCUUCUCACACACCUUCAAGAUGCAAGCGGCAGCUGCAGAGUCUGGGGCUGGCAGGACAGCUGGUGGGUGCUGACCCCUGAGCGCCCUCUGUUGGCAGGACUGUGGCUAGGAGGGCUUUGCCACGGCUGGCCCUCACAGACAUCUGGAGGACAGGGCUCCUCAGCAGGGCUCCCCCAUUAAAUCCCCUCUGCCUCCCUAACAGAGACCCAGGAGAAAGCUGCCCCUCACCCUCCACAUUCUGCUUCGGGUCCCUGCAGCUGAGUAAAUAUUUUUCCUAUCUCUUUGGCUGCAUUCAUGUUCAGUUAGUUACAUAUGAUAAAAGAACCCCCCUCUGUAAUCAGCCAUAAAACAAGCGGGAAAAACAGUAUUCAUACAGUGUGGGAACACUGUUCCUGAUUUCCCAGAGAAGCCGAUUUGAUAAAAUAUUGCAAGUCUCUACAGAGGAGAAAGCCCAGAGGUGCCCACCUUUCCCGGUGUCCGUCCCGGUUCCUGCAGCGGGAAAGUGCUACAGCAGCGCCGAGCCGUUCAGCUUAGAAGGCAGAGAGAGGCCCGUUAUCAUAGCCAUCCCGCUUUUGUUUGUAAAAUCUAUUUUGUCUCCUGGCAGGUGAUCAUUUUUCCCCCUGGAAACCAAUUAGUUACCAAAAUUAAACAUGCUUCUCUUUAAAUUAAUCCUUUUCAUAAAAUGGUCUUAAAAUUGACCUCAGCUUUUUCAAGUCAGUGGCUGACCCAGUUGCACCUGGAGAGGUAUUUGGAGGCCACCUUUCUCCCAUCUCAGCGUUGCUCCCCCCUUGUCCCUGCUGCUACCAGGUGCUGCCCACCAGCCUCGGCACACGCCCAGAGGUCUGCUCCGGAAUGGCCAGCAGAUUCCCCAGUCCUCCUGCCCAAGUGUUCUGGUGGCAAGUGUUGGAGUUUUAAUCACUGCCAAUUCAGGUUAUGGUCAGAUGAGCCAGGAGAUAGGAUGCCUGCUGGUUGUUUUGCAGUGAAGCAUUGUUUAGGGGAUUAAUGCUCCGAAUGGCCAAGGGUGUCAGCUGAUAUUUAUUAUUCUAAGCUGGCUCAGCUGUUCAGGUUCAACCACUAGUCCGUGGUCAGAGGAAGUGCAGGGCUUUUCAUGCCAUGUAUGCCCUGAGAUGUGCAAAUGUGCCUGGGACCUCAGUAAGCCUGUGUCACAGAUGCAGGGGAAAGGAGUUUGUUGCAGGAUCCUUCUCUGAUUUUGUUCGGGGCGUCCAAGGGAACUCUGCACAAGCCUGAAGGAUGGCAUGAACUGGGUCUGCAAAAAUGUCAUUGCAAAGAAGAAAUAAAAUCUGGACGAAUGGAAACGCAGGAGCUUCGGGAGCUGAAUUCUGUCCUGAAAAACACUAAUUUGCUGCUUUCUGACCAAAUGUUUUUCCAUUUGUGUACAGCCACAGCUGUUUGAAGAGGGAACGACACAGUUUAGAAAGAAUCCCCAUUCCAGCAGUAGAUUUAACUGAUCUCUGAGGUUCAGUGUCAUUUUUCAAAUAAAGGAAUUAUAUUAUUUCCUCUGCAUAAUUGAAAUAGUAUUAAGUGUCUCAAAGCACAUGAUUAGAAAAUGAGAUCUUUUAAAUGAGCAAGAGAUUGCAUUGCAGUUCAGACAAUUCCAGUGGGCUUUUUUUUUUCCUUUCAAAAAGAGAAAGAAAAAAAGAGGAAGAAGCAGCUUAUGCUGCGUUCACUAAUUUACUGACCUGUCCCUUACAUUCUCUCCGUGGUUUUGAAAACCUACGCAGUGUUUGCUGGUGCUGGGCAGUGAUUUUUACCAUCAGCUGAGCCAGGGCUGCGUUCUGUCCGCAGGGAAGCUGCUGGGGGGAAGGGAAGGAAGAGCAGAUGAUUAAACCAUCUUGUCAUGAGGUAGGAGACUGUAUGUAAUCCUCACCCUUUGGAGACGGGGGAGAAAAAUCCUUUCCUGCAAACAAGUCACCACAUAAACAUACCCCAGCCCCAGCCUCUCAGCCAGCCACACAGGGAAGCAAAUUCUUAACGACUUUUGACUGUAAUGACAUCUGGAAUGUAAGGAGAGGUGGGAGGUUUAAUUCCAGAAAAAUUACAAGGUCCUUAGAAAGCCCUCACACCGAGGGCUCAGGCCGGCGCGAACAGGCUUUCUCCAGUUCAGUGGAGCAGGGAGCAGCCGACUCUGAGACCAGCCGGCUUCUCCGCGUCCUGUAGAAGAGAUUUCCAAAGCUCAGAGAAGUCUGUUUAAAUGAUCACAAUAGGCCGCUGCUAUCAGAUUUUUAAAAUAAAUGCAGCCGGCCCGUGAACCUGCUGCACUGAGCAAAGGCAGGCAGAUCGAUUCUGCGAGAUCAGUUUUUACAGUGCUGGCAACUUGGUGGUGUGGGCCGCCCGCGGGCGGCGGGGGUUUGUUGCUGGGAAGAGCACGUGUGAUCACGGGAACCAUUCCCAGGGAAGCCAGUCACCCCAGCUGCCGGUCCCCACUGCCUCUCUCCAGCAAAAUGUGUCCUCUGUUGAUUGAUUGGAGAGGACUGGCAGGAGACUUCUCCUGCCCCAUGUUGCAAAAAGAGCUUAUUUCCCUGAGUUUUAAGAAAUCCCCAGCUUCAAACAUGAAAGCCGGCCAGAGCAUCAGCCAGCUCCUGAAUUGAACUCUGUUCUGGUGCCUGAGCUGAGGGGUUUUCAGAGAAUGAAUAAGAGACUGUCUCCAGGCUGGCUGGUGGGCCUGGGAGGCCAGGGCCUUCUGGCCUGGGGAAGUGGUGCUUCCCAAACCCACCCGGGAGUGUGAGCAGACCAGAGAGGCCGCUCCAGCCCCUCUGCACCCAGCUUUUCUGGAUGGGGUUGUGCAGGUGAGGCUGCGCAUGUCCAGCUUCAAAGGCGUUCUGGGGGAAAGUCAUCAAUGCAGGCACGAACAAGGGCACCGGGGUUGCUGCGGACAGACCUGUAAGGACUUGUAAAACAAAAGAAGUGGCAAACAGAAUUACAAGAAACCGAAACCCCCACCCUGUCAGGCUGCGAAUGUGGCUGGAGCACUUGACGAUGCGUUUCCCUCCAGAUGAUGCCCGGAUGCCGGCUGAGGGGCAAGACGCCUGCUCUGAGAUACGCGAUUUGGGAACGUGAUACGGAACUUUGACUCUGGCAGUGCAUGGUCAGUCUGUAAAACACUUAUGUUCUCUUACCACCAACUUAGGGAACUAAGAGUCCUUAGUUUGAAAGAGUCCUUCCAAGGCCUUGGCCAGCAGGCAGAAGCCUCUUGCCCCGCUCUGAUAACAGCCUCUGUGAAUGUUCAGACUUGCUUUUCAGCUAAAGACACAGUGACAUGGUGGGAGUCACAAGUUUUCAUCUGCCCUUGAAGCCAUGCUGAACCCCCCAGGGGGUUCAUGGGGUAGAUGAGAGAAGCCUGGAAAAUGCAGACUUUGAAAGCUCCCAUUUGUAAAAACAACAUGCUUUUAAAGUCCCCUUUUUUCUCCCCUGUCACACUCCCACCCCCUGUGGCCAUGACCAGAAGACAGAUUUUGAAGCUGGAAAUGGGAUACCUGGUUUCCCAUCCUCCCACCCCCAGCCUCACUCUGUGCAUCCGAAGGUGGUGCGGGGGGAGGGUCGGCUGGGGGCUGGAGGGCAGGCAAGGCCUGGACAGGGGCCCCGGGCUGUGCACUCAAACCGGUUGUGAGAAAAACUCCCUCCCUCCCCUCCUCCCGACCUCCUCAGUGCGGCUCCUUCUGGCUGGAUCCCGGGCCCAGUGCAGCACACCCUUUCCCCUUCACUCUCCCUUGGUUACUAUGGAAACAAGGGUGUCAUUGAUGUGGGCUGAGCUGGGGAACAUGUCGGCACACAGCUGAAAGUCAGCGAUCGUGCCGGUGGGUAGAAAUGUGCUGGGGUGAACGCAGUCCGCGCUCAGGAGGCUGCUGGAAGGACACAGUCCGGCCCCUCCCCUCCUCUCUCCACUUCUCUCUCUCCUGGCUUUGGACAAAUUUCUGUAUUCCCCUCUGGGCUAGAGCAGUGGCUAUUUUUGUGCCAUUCUGUGCCCCACCCUCACUGUCGGCUGCUCCUUAUCCGGGCCUGGCCUGGAGGGGGACGCGGUGUCACCCUCUCCAGGACUUGUCCCUUAAUUCCCUUCAGAGUUUGCUUUGAUUUCUCCUUCCUUCUCAGGGGCCAGUUCUUACUUCCUUUUAUUUUUAGCUCUGCACUCUGUGUGGUUUCAGGGUUCAGUCCGAUCCAUCGAAAGUUCUUUUUUUCCCUAGACCCUUUUGAAAACGAUAAUCAAAGAAAUGGACAUGGUAUUUGGUCAUGUGGAAAAUUCAAUGUAUAAUUUAGAUGUCUGUCAAAAAUCCAACAAAUAAAACUUAGCUGAAAUGAA